AUGGAUCAGAGGUUAGAAAGGCUGGAACAAAUGAAAAAGGAUAUCCAAGACAAGAUGCAAGAACAAUUGGAUAAAAUCCAACAAGACGCGCUAGAAUCCCAAAGAAUCAUGAGCCAACUGGCACAAUUAUUAGCUGAUAAAGGAAAGAGCCCUGCAAUUAAUUCAAGAGUUGAUCAGGAGGACCCUGUUUAUCCUCCAGGUUUUACCCUGACAAGCACUCAGGCACAGCUAGAGAUGUGCCCCCAAAGAGCACCUGUGACUAUUGGACCUCAAUAUCAGGCCGACGCCUCGGACCAGUGUAGAUGGCUAGAGGAGAAAUUUAGAGCCAUGGAGAACGCCGACUACCAAUGUGGAGUUGACGCCAAAGAUUUAAGUUUGGUUCCUGAUUUAGUGCUCCCUCCUAAAUUCAAGAUGCCGGAGUUUGAAAAGUACAAAGGGACCAGUUGUCCUGAAGUUCAUAUAACUAUGUUUUGUCGAAGAAUGACGGGAUAUGUCAACAAUGAUCAACUGUUAAUCCAUUGCUUCCAGGACAGUUUGAUCGGGUUUGCAGCCAAGUGGUACAACCAGCUGAGUCGUGCUAAAGUUAGUUCAUGGAGAGACUUGGCGCAAGCCUUUAUGAAGCAAUACAGUCAUAUGACAGAUAUAACACCCGACAGAAUUAUGUUACAGAACAUGGAAAAGAAACAAAACGAGAGUUUCAGGUAA
Messenger RNA from Gossypium raimondii (Peruvian cotton), 705 nucleotides. RefSeq lists its product as uncharacterized. Lineage: Eukaryota; Viridiplantae; Streptophyta; Magnoliopsida; Malvales; Malvaceae. The transcript is spliced from 2 exons. The record is from RefSeq and is a predicted model, not a curated record. Bases 1 to 705 code for a protein of 234 amino acids.